AUGGAUCCUUUCGAGUACAACGCCAACCCAGGCCGAGUGGUCUUUGGGAAAGGCAGUAUCCAAAAACUUCCGGAUGAGAUCAGACGUCUAGGCUUCAAAUCACCCCUUAUCCUCUCGACCCCCCAGCAAGUCAGUCAAGCUGAAGAGCUCGCUAAAAUCCUGACUGCCGCGUCGAUUGAGCCUGCCGGCACCUACUCAAACGCUACCAUGCAUACUCCCUCGCACAUUACCGAAGAAGCCAUGGCUUUCAUUCAAUCCAAGUCCGCAGAUUGUGUCGUCUCAAUAGGAGGAGGUUCAACAACAGGAUUGGGCAAGGCGAUUUCAGUCCGCACCGGCCUACACCAUAUUUGCAUCCCAACUACCUACGCCGGAAGUGAAAUGACACCCAUACUGGGCGAAACGCAAGAUGGUCGAAAAACCACGCGGACCGAUCCCAAGAUUCUUCCCGGCACGGUAAUCUAUGAUGUCGAUCUCACCAUGACCCUUCCCGCAUCUCUCAGUGCUACAUCAGGAGUAAAUGCGAUUGCGCACGCAGUGGAGGCGCUCUACGCGAAGAAUAAAAAUCCGAUUAUCUCCCUUCUCGCCAUCGAGGGAACCAAAGCCCUUGCUGAAUCACUCCCAGAGAUCAUUCAAAACCCCCAAUCCCAGUCUGCUCGUGAGAAGGCGCAGUAUGGAGCCUGGCUUUGCGGUGUCUGUCUCGGUUCGUCCUCGAUGGCCUUGCACCAUAAAUUAUGCCACACGCUCGGAGGCUCCUUCAACCUCCCUCAUGCCGAAACUCACACUAUCGUCCUUCCCCACGCGCUUUCCUACAAUGCUCCCGCUAUUCCAGAAGCGAUGGAGAAGCUCGCCACUGCCCUCCCCGGGAGUGAAGGCAACGCCAUCAAUGGACUGAACAUCCUGCUCGAGAAGUUGCAGGUGAAGCGCGCGCUGAAGGAUUAUGGCAUGAAGGAGGAGGACAUCGACAAGGCUGCUGAGAUUGCCGUGAGCAAUCAAUAUCCCAACCCCCGAAAGGUGGAAAAGGAGCCGAUUAGAGAGCUGAUCAGAAGGGCGUGGGCGGGGGAGCCGGCACGAGCGGAUCUUUAG
Messenger RNA from Fonsecaea nubica, 1083 nucleotides. RefSeq lists its product as hypothetical. Gene Ontology annotation, cellular component: mitochondrion. Gene Ontology annotation, biological process: protein histidyl modification to diphthamide. NCBI's taxonomy places the organism in Eukaryota, Fungi, Ascomycota, Eurotiomycetes, Chaetothyriales, Herpotrichiellaceae. The record is from RefSeq and is a predicted model, not a curated record. The coding region runs from base 1 to 1083 and encodes 360 amino acids. The transcript has a single exon. Gene Ontology annotation, molecular function: maleylacetate reductase activity; metal ion binding; 2-(3-amino-3-carboxypropyl)histidine synthase activity.